AUGGAGACAGCGCAGGAGUAUCAAGCCUUCUCACCUUCACCAAAGAAACUUGGAGGCCUAACAUUACUGGCUUUGUGUUGUUUGGGCCUGCUCGGUUUAAUACUUGCAGGCGUAAUUGUGAUCGCCCUAAUACCUGUGUAUUUAGAAAGACAUGGCAUCAAUGGCCCUGAACGAGAAAGUAAUAUUAUUCAACUAAUUUACAAUCUGCCCUUAUCCAAUACGGCAUCAAUUGUUAGUGGGGAAGUACCACAAUCAAGAUAUGAAGUGUUACAAAAUAUACUACAACAACAGUUGGAUAAUGCAACCAGCGGCAGCCCAGCAAAAAAAACACAAGUUAAAGUGAUCAAUGUUAUCGUACAACAACCACAAAGCAUUGAGCAAGAGGUGAAAACACGUGGAACCGCGGAUUUAAUCUACUUUGCCGAUGGCAUGCGAUUUCGAAAACAAAAUCGCGAUGAGUCAUCGAUUAACCACGCUGCUCGGUGAGUCAAGUUGCGAUAUAUGACUCGUCGAGACCGCGGUUAAUCGAUGAAUUAUCGAAAACCGUGGUAGUCGGCUGACAAAUGAAAAUGAACGCCUUUUCCUAACAAAUGAGGCUUUGGAGAAUUUUUGUGCCCCGACUAUCCCAGAAGCUACUUACUUUCGAAACUUUCUUGUUUUUAUUAUGACACGCUAUUCUGAGUGAGGUUCAUACGUCUUUUGCGCUUAUAUGUUCAGGCCUUAACCCUUUACACCCGAAGACACUUUUAUUAUAGCUGCAGCUGAAAUAACUACUGCAUUGAAGCUUACAGUUCUUCGGUACAUCCUUGUUAUAUCUGGACUUAAGUAAUGUUGCUGUGCUGCGUGG
Messenger RNA from Didymodactylos carnosus, 847 nucleotides. The record is from the annotation of a GenBank genome assembly. NCBI's taxonomy places the organism in Eukaryota, Metazoa, Rotifera, Eurotatoria, Philodinida, Philodinidae.